Vigna unguiculata (cowpea) is the source of this 1308-nucleotide messenger RNA. Its product is annotated as GLABRA2 expression modulator-like. The record is from RefSeq and is a predicted model, not a curated record. NCBI's taxonomy places the organism in Eukaryota, Viridiplantae, Streptophyta, Magnoliopsida, Fabales, Fabaceae.
AUGAAAAUUCCUCCCCUGUCCUCGACCAUCGAAAGGUUGAACUUGGUGGAGGAAAAGCGCCCUCCAUGGUCCGCGCGCUAAAAAAAGCGAUCGCAUUCAACCAAAUUACCACCCUCUCGUUCCCUUCGCCUCCAAAAUUCCGUUUCACAAUCCUAGCUCCCAACCUAAUCCCAAAAUCCAAACCAACCAACCCCCACAAUGGAACCCCCCAAGCCCGAAGCGGAAUCCCAAUCCCAUGUCUCCAACGGCCACUCCACCACCACCCCUAACGGAUCGGGAUCGGAACAGCAGGUUCCCAAGGAGAAACGCACCACGUCAUCCACCGGUACCACCAAAAAAUCCGUCCACUGGAGCCCCGAAUUGGUCACCGAAUCCACCUUCGCCUCUUCCCCUAAUGAAUCGCACUCCAAUCCAUAUUUUUCCUCCUCCUACUCUCAACAACCUGCUCCCAAUUUCAUGGAGACGAUGGUUACCGUUCGCAAUGUGCUGGGGAGAUGGGGUAGGAAGGUGGGAGAGGCUACAAGGAAGGCUGAGAGUCUCGCUGGAAACACGUGGCAGCACUUGAAAACAAGUCCUAGCUUUGCUGAAGCUGCUAUGGGGAGAAUUGCCCAGGGAACAAAAGUUCUGGCCGAAGGCGGAUAUGAGAAGAUUUUCCUGAACACGUUUGAAACAGGACCAGAGGAACGGCUUCAAAAUUCUUUUGCAUGUUAUUUGUCCACAUCAGCUGGUCCAGUGAUGGGAGUUUUGUAUAUAUCCACUGCAAAGAUUGCAUAUUCUAGUGACAAUCCUAUUUCCUAUAAAAAUAACAACCAAACAGAAUGGAGCUAUUAUAAGGUGAUCAUCCCAUUACACGAGCUAAAAGCAGUGCAUCCUUCAUCAAACACAACCAAUCCUGCUGAAAAGUACGUCCAGGUGAUUUCCGUUGACAAUCAUGAAUUUUGGUUUAUGGGCUUCUUGAACUAUGAGGGUGCUCUGGAGUGCCUGCAAGAAGCUCUUGAAGCUGGCAGACAUAUACAAUCAGAAGCAUAGUCUGUCCAAUGGAUCUAAAGAAAAAGAAGUAUAGUCUGUUCAUACGUUAGAGUUUCAAACCCCCAAUUAUAUUUUUCCCUUCCACAAAAGGUUUGUUUGUAGAUGUGAUAGAUAUGGUCUUGGAACUGUUGAUAAAUAUUCAGCCAACUUUUGGCUAUUUUGUGGAUAUGAAUUUACAGUAGGGGAUCCAUUAGAAUAGUGCAAAAGAGUUAUUCAGGGAAACUAGUUUGCAACUCUAAUGAACAAAUACUUUAAAAUCAAGACGUACACUGCAUAUUA